Messenger RNA from Gopherus flavomarginatus (Mexican gopher tortoise), 1977 nucleotides. RefSeq names its product solute carrier family 15 member 5 (gene SLC15A5). Gene Ontology annotation, biological process: transmembrane transport. Gene Ontology annotation, molecular function: transmembrane transporter activity. NCBI's taxonomy places the organism in Eukaryota, Metazoa, Chordata, Testudines, Testudinidae. The record is from RefSeq and is a predicted model, not a curated record. The transcript has 11 exons. Gene Ontology annotation, cellular component: membrane. The coding region runs from base 1 to 1977 and encodes 658 amino acids.
AUGGCUAUGCACAGUAGUGGAGACUCAUGUCUAGGAGACCUUAGAGACUUACAAGAAAAACAACUUCUGAACCACACUGCUGAGAGGGAGAAAACAAAAUUCUCCAGGAAAGGCAAGCAUGAUGGAGACUCAUCUGAGUUCAAGUCUCAGAAGAAACUUCAGGUGGCCAUUUGCCUGCUGUUGAUGGAGCUGUGUGAGAGGUUCACUUUCUUUGGUAUUGUCUGCAACAUGAUUCUCUUUUGCACUAUCAAACUUGGCUAUCUCAACUACCAAGCAGCCAUCAUAAACCUGUGCUUUGUAGGUGCCUCCAUGUUAUCACCUGUGUUUAUGGGCUGGCUUGCUGAACAUCUGAUGGGGAGGAUCAAGCUGGUAUAUAUCUGCAUAUUUCUCCACUUUCUAGGUACAGCCGUACUACCUGUUGUUGCCUUCCCCUUUGAAGAUUUUUAUAUAGACAGACACUAUUUUAUUCACCCACUAGCCAAAAAGGAGCAGAAAAUACUCUUCUACUUUGGGCUAAUAACAGCCUGCUUUGGAUCAGGAGGCAUAAGAGCUGUAGUUUGUCCACUGAGUGCUUACAACCUUGAGGAUUUUGAACCAAAGGAACUUCUUUCUUUUUUCAGUUGGUUUUAUUGGCUGGUUAACUUAAAUUCAGCAGUUGUCUUUGUUAGCAUUUCUUAUAUCCAGCAAUCUGUGGCCAAGAACCUUGGUUUUCUUAUCCCAUUUGUGUCUGUGCUUAUGGCCCUAAUCACAAUUCACAUGGUGCGCAGUGAAAUGAUUUACCAGCCCAAAAAAGGUAGUUCCCAGCUGACCACCUUUGGGGUAGUUGCUAAUGCACUGAAAAUGUGCUGUGUGAGAUACCGCCACCUUAGUGGAGAUGUGCCAAGCUGGUUAGAUCAUGCCAAGGAAAACUAUGGUGGCUGGUACAGUGAGACUCAUGUGGAAAACACUAAGUUGCUUGUCAGGCUCUUUCCGCUCUUUGCAUUUCAAAUUCUAUAUAGAAUGUGCAUCAUGCAGAUUCCUUCAGGAUAUUAUCUCCAGACCAUGAAUUCCAAUUUGAAUUUGAAUGGAUUUCUCUUGCCAAUUGCAGCAAUGAAUGUGAUAAGCAUCAUACCCUUAUUAAUUCUUGCUCCUGUUUUGGAAUGCAUCAACACUCAUCUAUUGAGUUCCAAGAGAGACAGACGCUCUCCAACAGUUUACAUUAUAACUGAGGAUGUAAAACAGCUGCUGCUAAUGCUAGACGUUUUAAAAUCAGCAGAUCAAGAUAACUUGUAUCCAGGACUUUUAAAAGAGCUGUCUGAGAAGCUUUCUGGGCCAUUAGUGAUGAUUUUCAAUAACUUUUUGAAUACUAUAGAAGUUCCAGAGGAUUGGAAGAAAGCUGAUUUUCCAAUAUUGAAAAAGGUUGUAGGUCAUUUUUCUGCGGCUCUGUCUGUAAUGGUUGCUGGCUUUUCUGAAAUACACAGGAAACACUUCUCUCAGAUGGAACAGACUCUGUCAGGCAAGGUGCUUCCAGUUUCCUCCAUGCCUUGUUUUCAUCUGGCUCCUCAGUACAUUUUACUUGGAGUGGCUGAAGCUUUGGUAACUCCCACCUGUUCCUUACUAACAUUCAGGCUUGUGCCAGGCAGAAUUCGAGGGAUCGCAAUGCACUUUUUGACCGUCUUCAACGGAGCUGGUUGUUUUAUGGGAGCCUUUAUUGUUCAGACAACAUACAUAGGCUCUCAAGGCAAUUGGUUCCCAAACUUCCUAAAUGAGGGUAACUUGGAGAAAUUCUACUUCUUCUUGGCUUCAUUAAUGGUGGUGAACACCUUGGGGUUCUGGACCAUUUCACAUAGAUACAGCAAUCUGAAUCAAGAAUAUGACCAAGGGUUCAGAGGAAGCAUCCUUGACAAGAAACUUCUGCAGCAUGAAAAUUCUCCCAAGUUUUAUGACAGUGUCCUAGAAUAUUCUUCCACUUUGUCUCCUAUGGAGACAACCCUAUAA